GUGGAUGGCAGCGGGAGCAUCACGCAGCCGCUCCAUGCCGCCCGCGGGCCGGGGCAGCGCGCCCGCUGCUGAUUCACCGCCUCUGCCGGGGAGCGAGCCCGCAGCAUCCGUCCCUCCUGCCCGCUCCAGCCAUCCAUCCAUCCCGCCCGCUCCAUCCAUCCCUCCUGCCCGCAGCAUCACUACUGUCCGCUCCAUCCAUCCCUCCUACGCGCUCCACCCAUCCCUCCUGCCCGCAGCAUCACUACUGCCCGCUCCAUCCAUCCCUCCUACCCGCUCCAUCCGCCCCUACUGCCCGCAGCAUCCAUCCCGCCCGCUGCAUCCAUUCCUCCUGCCCUCUGCAUCCAUCCCGCUCCAUCCCUACUGCCCGCUCCAUCCAUCCCGCCUCUCCUCGCCCAGCCGGUUCCGCGGGAGCUGCGCCUUUCGGCCGGGACCAAGCGGCGCUCCGGGAUCCGGCCGGGCGGACGCACCUGGGGCGGUGGGAUUGAGUAUUCCCCUGAAAAGACCACAAGUUGGAACUCAGACCCUGCCCACCUAGGAUACUGAGAAUUUGCAAGAGACAAGGACCCUUAGUGGCAUAUUGAGCCUGUUUAUCAGCAUAGAGAAAUUUAGAUUGGAAGGGACCCCUGGUGGUCAUCUGGUCCAACCUCCUACUCGAAGCAUGUUCGACUAGAUCAGGUCUGUAUUUGAGGUGCAAGAUGUCUGCCCUGAGGUUGAUCUCUAACAGAACCUCCCAGGGCUUGUCUAACUCUGAUUACACCUGGGACUAUGAGUACUAUGAGUAUGGACCGGUGUCAUUUGAAGGCCUGAAGGCUCAUAAGUAUUCCAUUGUGAUUGGAUUUUGGGUUGGUCUUGCAGUUUUUGUCAUCUUCAUGUUUUUUGUCCUGACUCUGCUGACAAAGACAGGAGCACCACAUCAAGACAAUGCAGAACUUUCUGAAAAAAGAUUUCGCAUGAACAGCUUUGUGGCAGAUUUUGGAAGACCUUUGGAGUCUGAGAAAGUCUUUUCUCACCAAAUGACUGAAGAAUCCCAGUCACUUUUCCAUUUCUGCAUUAAUGAAGUGGACCAUAUGAACAAAGAAAAAGAGAGUCAGAAAGGUCCAAGUCUGGAUAGUAAUACCCACUUCCAAGAGGUUCCCAAAAGCAGUGGAGUGUUUGAGGAAGACCUACAUUGUCUUACAAAAUUUAACAUUCCUAACUUUGUGAACACUGAGCAGAACUCUUCAUUAGGUGAGGAUGAUCUCCUCAUCUCAGAGCCACCAAUCAUUUUAUAAAGCAAGCUGAUUAUGCAAUCUUCCCAUUGGAUCCUUGAUUGAAAAUAUCUUUUAUUUUAAUGUAAACAUUACCGCUAUUGUCCAGUCUGAAGCCCUUCUUGGCCUGCUGCUCUUUUGACAGACGGUAUUUCAGACCUGUGCUUUUUAUUGUAUGUAAGACUGGCUAUAGUGACAGAACUCAGUUUAGACAACAAGAAAGACAUUGAAUGCUUUAUUCUGAUGCCUUCUGAGAUCUGAAACUUCUGCCCGGUAUUUUUUCUGCUCUUUGAUUUUUUUUGUUUGUUUCCUGUACUGUUCUUCAUUUUUAUACAACUACUUAUGGCCAGCUUCUGACGGAUAAUAAUUCACAAGGACUGUGAAGGCUGGAACCUGGCAUUGGGAGGUCUAAGAAAAUUCACUGGCCAAGAAAAGUGUAAAUCUCAAAGAAGACUGAAGAAAAGAAUAAACAGCCCCUGGGGAGGUUCUGUAGUUUCUGCUACUCCCAUUAAGGAUUCCUGAAGCUGAGCAGCACAGUAAAUACCUGCAUGGGACUAACGCAAAUUUCCGAUCCCUAACUGCUUUUUGGUGCAGGUUCAACCCAAUUUACAAAGCUUUCAGAGGGAAUACCUUGCAAAUUAAAUUGUUUGGUUACAGUGUUGACAAAUUGCUAUCACCACCUGCUGCUGAGUAAAAGCAUAUUGGUGCCUGUAAUUAUCCUUCAGAAUGACACCUCAGCAACUGCCCCACGAUGACAUGGAAUUAGUAUUCUGUUCUGAUUUGUCUCUUUCUUUUCUUCUAAUUUUUUUCCCCUGUUAAUUGCUGAUCUGAACUUCCAGUUCAGUAAUUACAGGAUUCAGUAGCUAAAUCACAGGAAAUAAGAAAAAGACCUAUUUUUCUUUGGCCAAUAAAGCUAGUACAUGC
Molecule: messenger RNA, 2171 nt
Organism: Oenanthe melanoleuca
Lineage: Eukaryota; Metazoa; Chordata; Aves; Passeriformes; Muscicapidae
Gene: MRAP2
Product: melanocortin 2 receptor accessory protein 2
Exons: 6
Coding region: 696-1271 (191 amino acids)
Biological process (GO): regulation of adenylate cyclase-activating G protein-coupled receptor signaling pathway; protein localization to plasma membrane
Cellular component (GO): endoplasmic reticulum; plasma membrane
Molecular function (GO): type 4 melanocortin receptor binding; type 3 melanocortin receptor binding; corticotropin hormone receptor binding
Source: RefSeq, a predicted model, not a curated record